Fulvia fulva is the source of this 2205-nucleotide messenger RNA. RefSeq lists its product as uncharacterized. The coding region runs from base 1 to 2205 and encodes 734 amino acids. The record is from RefSeq and is a predicted model, not a curated record. Gene Ontology annotation, biological process: regulation of DNA-templated transcription; DNA-templated transcription. Gene Ontology annotation, cellular component: nucleus. Lineage: Eukaryota; Fungi; Ascomycota; Dothideomycetes; Mycosphaerellales; Mycosphaerellaceae. Gene Ontology annotation, molecular function: zinc ion binding; DNA binding; DNA-binding transcription factor activity, RNA polymerase II-specific. The transcript has 2 exons.
AUGUCUUCUGUUUCGCCGCCACGAACGGUACCGGCCAAGCGCCGCAAUGGCAUGCUGCAGAGCUGCGAGCCUUGUCGUAAACGGAAGCUGUCUUGCGACCACAGGUUGCCAGCUUGCGGACGAUGUGUCCGACGAGGAACCUCGAGUGUGUGUUACUAUCAUCCCGCUCCAUUGACUAAGUCGUCUGCCAGUACUGCAUCGGCAGCAUCACCAUCAAGCAAUGGAAUCUUGCCGAUUUCAACCCUGCAGAAUGGCCACGCUGCACCAGGGCUGAAGGAUACCACGCCGGCCAUCAAGCUCCGACAGCCUAAGAUUUUGAGUGUACCAUCAGCAGGCAUCCUCAUGGAAUCUGCCACGAAAGCCAAGAAUGUGGGUUUCAUGGGUGAAUCCACCACAACUGCAGUCAUCGCGGAGCUCAACAGCAGCCUCGGAAUUCACGUCGCUGAGGACUCUAUCGUGCAAAAGACUGCCAGCAUCACCGACUCCAACGCGCGAAGUGGAUCUGAAGUCCUUGCUUUCUUCCAAGACACGAACCUCCUCAAGAAGUUCCUGGACCGAUGGUUCGUCACUGGCGACGGCUUUUUGAUGUUUCGUCCAGUGUAUCGGUUCUGGUACGAUGGGCUUGUCGAGCUCAUGCAGAGAAUCAAGAACGACAAGUUCGAUGCACUCCGGCGAAUGGAGAAGCAUGCUCUGCACAUAUGGCGAAAUUCCCAGCAACCUCUUCGAAGCCAUGCGAACAUGUCUGCAAAGGAGUGGGCGCUUCAAGCCACAGGUGAGAAUCUUCGAUGGGAGACGCUUGGCAUGUUCCUGGCACUUAUAGGCAGCCUGACAUCGAUGCUUCCAGCUUGGGACCCUAUCUUCAAGACUGAUGCCGGCGGGCUCCACGAGAAGUCGAGGUUGGCCAAGCGCACACUUUAUUUGCAGAACGUGUGCGCCGAUCUCAGCAAGAAAUGCGGAAGCCGUAACGAUCUUCUUGCAUGUGUGCUCUAUGAGCGGGUGCUAAUGAUGGCCUUUGUUCACGGCGACACUGCCAACGAAGUCUGGACAUCGUUCAGCGAAGCUUGCGAUACCGCCGUCUUGAUGGGACUACAUCUCGAAAUCAAGAUGGACGCACACACGCCGUUCUUCCUCUACGAACUACGACUGCGGCUGUUCAAUGUGAUAUACUCCAUGGACAAGUUCCUCGCAACCUUCCUUGGACGACCACCACACAUCAGCUACCGCUACUCAGUAGUGCAAGUCCCGCACGACCUCAGCGAUGAGCAAGUCUGCAUGGACCCCGCUGAUCGACAAGCAGCACUCGACCGUCAUGUCAACACAUGGACAGUCACAGGCCGUCCGCACCGAGCUACAUGGCGAAAAGCGUGGUCCAUUCGUCACUUGCUUCGAGAAGACGUCCUGGAGAUCGUCAUUGGUCCGCACAUCAUGGAUCUCCAAGCUCGCUGCGACUAUGUGCGCGCUCAAGAGAAAGAAGCCAUCGCCGCAAUGCCUGAAUUCGCGCGAACCAAUCCAGAAGAACUCAUCGACACUCUCAAGCGCGACCCCACCCACAAAAUGGUUGGCCGAGGUGUCGAAUGGACGCCCUUCGACGUGUCAUGCCUCUUCGCCGUGCACUGCGGCAUCCGCCAUGCAGAUUUCCUCAUGGAGCGAGCCAUCGUCAACAAAACAAAAGCCAACCCUGAUCGACUCAUCGCCUCCUCACGCAGUCUCCUGAAGCUGGUCUUGAAGGUCGUGAGUAUCAAAGACUACCUCUCAGAAUACGUCCUGGACAUGACAGACUCUCUGGCGUUCUACGCUGUACCACCUGCCGGCGUCUUGGCGAUGGAGAUGCUGCGGCGUGAUCAGAUUAACGACCCCUACGACGACUUCCCGCGUAGCGAAGUCUUACAGCAACUUGCGGUCCUGAUGCCGGCAUUGGAGGCUGUGAGGCCAGACGAGGGCAACCAUGCGCUGUGUACCAUGGGCUUGAAUGCUAUCAGGAAAGUGCUCGAUAGGUUACUCUCUAGGCCACGGGUGCCGGCGACAGUGGAUACCAGCAGCGCUUUCAUGGACAGUGCGCUCUUUGGGGCGAACAUUGGCAAUGAUGCAGAUUUUCUGCAAUGGCUGGGGAAUGUCGAUUUUGAAGCUGGUAGUUGGCUGGAUCCUACUGUGAAUGGGGCAGGCUUUGAAGUGGGGGCUGAAAGUAUGCAGACUGCUUCGGUUUGA